GUAAUUCGGACACCGGCACCAGGCGUGCCAGCUGCAGUGGAGAGUCCCGCGCCUGCGCGGGAGACCCCGGGGGCUCCAGCUGCAGACCCCCGGGAGCUCCUGGUGUCACAGUUUCGCUUGGUGCCGGUCACCGCGGACACUUUCGCCAAGUUCAAACCGAGGGCGAACGUGUCCGAGAAGGAAGUCGCGUCCCCAGCGCUCGGUGUGCAUGAGGUCAUGAAUUUGUCGAGCGUCUGGCCACGCCUCGGGUAUUGUCGCCGUGGGCAGAGCUUGAUUCCCCAGAUCCCGGACAGCGUCUGCGACUGGCGUGCGUGCGUGGAGGUCGACGGGACGGCCUACAACGUCGACCGCCUGCUCCUGGGGCGCCAGGCGGCCGUGGAGAG
Prorocentrum cordatum is the source of this 383-nucleotide messenger RNA. The record is from the annotation of a GenBank genome assembly. NCBI's taxonomy places the organism in Eukaryota, Dinophyceae, Prorocentrales, Prorocentraceae.